ACAAUGCGCCCGUUAUAGCAAUAUAUUUGCUCGAAAAACAAACACCUAGCGACGGUAAUGUACAUAAUAUGGCUGUGAAUGUUUCCCACACAAUGCCCUGUUUAAUGUUGACACAUUGGCCUCUGACACUGAAAAUCAGUGAAAGCAUGCAGAAUUCAGCUUCAUGUUUACUGACGUGUUUCAGUCCACACAGGCGAGCUUGUACAACAGAAGCACAGUAGUGAAAAUCUAUUCUUCAAGCUCCUAUUCAACCUGUGUUAAUGAUCGCUGAUUGACUGGCUUUUGCGAUACACCUGUGUUCCACAGAAAUUUCCAGUGCAGAUCGUAUCAAUAUGUGUGGCUUUUAGUAUGGAACGUGGUUGAAAGCAGGAAUAAUUACACACACAUAUAUACAUAGCAAGGGCUGAUGCUAUGCUUCAGAGUGUUGUGCAGCCACAAACAGUUGUGUUAUGUUAAAUACACGCAGGCUGACAUAACAUAACAUUACCGCACAUAGUUGAACAACAUUUGUGACGGCGGAAUAGAUCGGCCGGAAAUGUCUAGUUCCGAUGGCGAAGGACCCCCUGCAGGGGCCACACCCCUGAUGAUGGCUUGUCAGGCCGGGAACGACGCCCAAGUAAAAAACUGCAUCAAAAAUAAGCCAGAAAUGGUGACACAGAAGGAGGCAAUGGGACGCACGGCCCUCCACUACUGCGCCGAGACAGAGAACGUUCGGUGCGCGGAGCUCUUACUGGCUGCAGCCCCAGAAUUGUUGAACGAGAAGGACGCAGACGGGUACAGCACCCUACAUCUGGCCGUACAGAUCAGCAACAAGCCGCUGUUUCAGCUGCUGAUUCAGAGAGGAGCCAACGUGAACGCUGUGGACAACGAGAAACAUACUGCGGUUCAUUGGGCGGCAGUUUGUGGCAAUGCAGAAAUGCUGGAGCUUCUGAUCGCCCAGAAGGCCAACCCGUCCACCCCCGACUCUCACACAGCAUACCCCAUCCACUACGCAGCCCAGAUGUGCGGCAGUGACGAGGCGGUCGGGAUAAAGAUCAUGAGCAAACUACUGUCCAAGGGAGUGCCUGUAGACUGCAUUGAUCAGGAUGAGAGACAGCCCUUGCUCUGGGCUGCUAGUGGAGGUAGUUGUAAGGCAUGCAAAGUUCUUAUCGAGGCAGGCGCUAAAGUGGAGUCAUCGGAUAAAGAUGGGCUCACAGCCCUUCACUGUGCCUCAAGUCGAGGCCAUGCCGACACCAUCUUCACCUUGGUAACGGAGUGUUCUGCCAAAGUUGACUCUCUGGACAAGAAUGGGUGUACACCGCUGUUCUACUCACUGACCAUGCUCCACCUGCACUGUGCAAACAUUCUGCUGGAGCUGGGGGCUGACCCCAACCAUCAAGAUAAGAAGGGAAGAAGCCCUGCCCACUGCUCUGCAGCCAAAGGGUCCAUUCCUGGCCUUGAGUUGCUGUCCACCCAGCACGGUGACCUGUGGUUGAGGAACAUGAAGGGAGACUGUCCUAUACAUGAGGCAGCCCAGGGAAUGCAUGUCGACACAGUUCUCUACCUCCUGAAGUUGAUGGAAGGGCAGGCCAAUCUGGCCAACAAAGAUGGCCGAACCUGUCUCCACAUUGCUGCCACCAACAAUGACCUUCAGAUGUGCAAGACCCUGAUACAGCAUGGUGCUAAUGUGAAUAUUACUAUGAAACACAAGAAUAAACAUGUAUCUCCUCUUGAUGCUGCUCUCGCCAGAGAUAGCACCGAAUGCGCCACCUAUCUGCGAUCACGUGGGGCUGCAACAGGGGACAAAGUCAUCAACUGUGCAGCUAGAAGUAUUCAGAAAAACUGGAAUUUUCACAAAGAAAAGAUAAUGCAGAAAAGGUCCACUGCACACCCACCUGGAAAAAUGGAAAGCCUUCCUCCAGAGAAACAGUCCAACAAAAUGUCACCAAGGUCGGACACAGAGAUAAAAUCUCCUAGAUUACUAGCAGAUAAUAAUUCACGUGCCAACAACAUUAACAGCAAACAAAGAAAAGAACAAGUCCACUUUAAGAACACACUAGGUGGUCAAACUCAGCCCAAUGACCAGUACAGCCAGCAUGCAAGAACAACCCCUAAACCAAAGUCAGCAGCAGGGGAUGCUGUUAAAACUGGUCCUAAAUCGACCAAAGACAAAACUCUAACACAACAUAAAAACAACACAGCACCGAAGCCUGUACAACAAGCACAGACUCCAAAAAUCGGAGAAAAAUAUUACCAACCAAAGAGCAGUAUAGGGGAAAAAGUUUGGAAAAGUGUCAAAAUAUACGAGUUUAAACGACAAGCAUCACACAACUUGGUAAAGUUUAAACGUCUUCAGAUGAUGUCUGGGACUCCGUCACAAGAUGAAGGGGUACUGGUCAACAAGUUGAUGAAGCUACAAGAGACGGCUGAUGGAGAAAUAGACGUAGAAGCCAUAGCCAACUGGGAUGCAUAUCUGAAAGAGCAAAUCAAGGCAUUAUCAGUCACAACUAAGAAUAAGAAGAUACAGAACUUAAGUGCAUCAUUAGAGAAAGAGUUUGAGCAAGAGGCCAUUAAAUCCAAAAUGAAAGCUGAUGAUGAGAUGAAAAAACAUGAAGAACAUCAACAAAAAAUAGAGGCACAAGAUGAAAUGGACAAGCAGAUUGCUGAGACUGCACUUUCUCAGGCACUGGAGAGAACCAACAGCAUGUACGAAUGCGUCAAUUCCAGGGCAAGCUCUGCCCUUCAGAGGGCACGUGAAAGCAAUUUCCACCUAAAUGAAAACAUGAAGAUAAGACGUGCUGAACGAUUGUCAAAGUCACCAAGAAGUGAUAAUGACAGUCCCAGAGAUAGAGAUCAGAGGGGCAAGAACAAGACUGAGGCAACAAGAGCAGAGAAUGGAACACCACUGGAAAAUGAAAGUGAAAGUGCUGCCACUCAUUGUGAGGUUAAGGAAGGGGGAAAUAGUAAUGAGAUGGGACACCCUGGAAGGUCUCCAAGGGAGAAUAAAGAGAACAAGGAAUUCAUCUAUGAAGAACCACUUCCUUGUCCUUGUAAUUCUCAAAAGUUUUCUCUGCCAAUUAUAAACCAAGAAGGGUCUCGCAAAAGUAGAAAAGCCAUCAUGGAGGAAAGGAGAAGAGUGCAUGAGGAGUGGAGAAAUACACAACUCAGCAGAAGGGAAAAGAGUCUUUUCUCAGCAUACGCACCAUUAUGUAUUCCAAAAGAAGAUGCAGGGACGCCUGGGGGCAAAAAGAAGCUUAGAACCAAAAGUGCCCCUCCAAGGUCUUCACUAAACUUUGAUAACAUGGCUGAAAAACACGAACUGGACCAAAUGGAUCAUGCUCUGCCCAGUGUCUCCACCUAUCCUUCCCGUCCGUCGACCUCUGUGGGUCACCACCGCUCCAGGACGCCCAGCUCUACACCAGACUGUGAAGAUCUUCAAACAGAGAUGAUCAUGACACCAAAUGGAAUAGUGAAAAAGAAGUUGGACUCUCAAGGAAAAGACCCAUCCAGUUUAUCCAGAGCAUCCACCCCAGCACAUGGUAAUUUUUCUCCACGCUAUGAUGGACGUUUGAGGCCAAGGAGUUCUCUGGUCUUCAUGGAUCCAGAUACAUAUGAGGAGAAAAAAAAACAGGAGCAGAAAAAUAAAAACAAGAACAAAACUGAUGCAGAUUCUUCUGAGACACAAGAAGUACCAGCAGAAGUGGCAGCAGAAUCCUAAAACACUACAAUAUAUUCC
This is a messenger RNA of Lingula anatina, 3715 nucleotides long. RefSeq lists its product as uncharacterized. The record is from RefSeq and is a predicted model, not a curated record. NCBI's taxonomy places the organism in Eukaryota, Metazoa, Brachiopoda, Lingulata, Lingulida, Lingulidae. Gene Ontology annotation, molecular function: protein binding.